Rhizophagus irregularis DAOM 181602=DAOM 197198 is the source of this 658-nucleotide messenger RNA. NCBI's taxonomy places the organism in Eukaryota, Fungi, Glomeromycota, Glomeromycetes, Glomerales, Glomeraceae. The record is from RefSeq and is a predicted model, not a curated record.
UUUUGGAUAAAAUAAUGUGCUAAUGACGUAUUAUAUUUGUAUUAUUAAAGAUUCCUUUUAUUCUCAUUACCCUCUAACUGAUGGAAAAUUUUGGUACUAUGAUAAAACGUAAAAUAUUCGCAAACUGUACAUAAAACGUUCUCACCUUAAUUAACUUUAAAUAAUAAUGUUAGCUGAGAUGGAACAACAAAAUGUUUUCUCGGCAAAGCAUUAUUAUAUUCUUUAUCGUUAUAGUAAGGUAUCGAAAUCCAUGAGAAUUCAAAUAUAGUAUAUAAUGAUUUUAUUUCAUCAAAAAAAGAAAGUGAUUAAAUUAUUCGUAAUAUCCUAUUUUGAUAUUUUCGUUUGCGUUAAUAAUUUAGAUUUUUUUUGGGCAUCGCGUCCGUCAUAUAUUACGUACAACAAGUUCUCUCAUUUUUUAUACCAAGGUAUUUUACGUUAAAAUAUCGUUUGCCCUUUCCAAUUUUUCUUUGAUGUCCGCUGGUAUUUCGAUAAUAUUUAAUCUUAUUGGAAGGACAUUUGAUACACUAUAUUAUAAAAUACCUUUUUUCUGAAAGACAAAGUAUAAAACAUGAAGAACCUAGAACAUUAUUGUUAUAUUUUUCUUUCUUUCUUUAGAAACAAGGAAAUAGACAUUUUAAGAGGUUUAAAAAAUAAAAUU